AUGGAUAACACAGAUGAAUAUUUGCUUAACUUUAAAGGAUAUAAUUUUGAGAAAUUGAUUACAGAUGUUGAACAUUUAGAAAUGAUGGAAGAUUUUGAAAUUAGAGAUGAUGAUGUCUUCUUAGUAACCUAUCCAAAAUCUGGUACCAUCUGGACCCAGCAGAUUCUCAGCCUGAUUUAUUUUGACGGUCACCGGAAUAGUACUGAAAACAUCGAAACAAUGGACAGAGUACCAUUCUUUGAGUACAAUAUACAUAAUUUAGACUAUGUCAAUAUGCCGUCACCUCGUAUCUUCGCUUCCCACCUUCCAUAUUACUUAGUGCCCAAAGGUCUCAAGAAUAAAAAGACUAAAAUUCUUUAUAUUUAUAGAAAUCCCAAAGAUGUUUUGAUCUCAUUUUUUCAUUUCUCAAAUUGGGUGGCUACUCUAGAAGCUACAGAAACCAUAGAACAUUAUCUGGAAAAAUUUCUAGAUGGAAAAGUUGUAGGAAGCCGUUGGUUUGAUCACAUUAGAGGCUGGUAUGAACACAGACAUGAUUUCAGUAUAAUGUUCCUGAGCUAUGAAGAUAUGAAGAAGGACCUCAGAGGCUCAGUGCUUAAAAUCUGCAGUUUUCUGGAGAAAGAAUUGAGUGAAGAAGAUGUGGAUGCUGUUGUGAGACAAGCUACAUUUCAGAACAUGAAAUCUGAUCCACGAGCAAAUUAUGGUAAUAUUAUAAACAAGGAAAUUGGGGCAAGAAGCAAUGGCUAUUUCCUGCGCAAAGGUACCAUUGGAGACUGGAAGCAUCAUCUGACAGUUAAGCAGAAUGAACGAUUUGAUAUGAUAUUCAAGAAGAACAUGAAAAACUUUCCCUUGGAGUUUGUCUGGGAUAUAAAUGAAGACUAG
This is a messenger RNA of Chionomys nivalis (European snow vole), 879 nucleotides long. Its product is annotated as amine sulfotransferase-like. Gene Ontology annotation, molecular function: sulfotransferase activity. Bases 1 to 879 code for a protein of 292 amino acids. The record is from RefSeq and is a predicted model, not a curated record. Lineage: Eukaryota; Metazoa; Chordata; Mammalia; Rodentia; Cricetidae. Gene Ontology annotation, biological process: sulfation. Gene Ontology annotation, cellular component: cytoplasm. The transcript is spliced from 6 exons.